Molecule: messenger RNA, 1186 nt
Organism: Tripterygium wilfordii
Lineage: Eukaryota; Viridiplantae; Streptophyta; Magnoliopsida; Celastrales; Celastraceae
Exons: 5
Coding region: 124-888 (254 amino acids)
Biological process (GO): snRNA export from nucleus
Source: RefSeq, a predicted model, not a curated record
CUGGCGAGUUGCAUCUCUGUCGUUCCCUCGUAUUGCUCGGUAUUCUCUCUAUUCCGGCAUUCGUUCUCUCUAAUCCUUUACUGCACCGGCGUUCCAUCUAGCUCUGUUUGUUGUUAGUUUCCCAUGGGGGAAGGAGAGAACUUAUUGGAAGUCAUUUAUGAAGAAGAUGACUUGGAAGAUGUUGAGAUGAUUGAUGUAGAAGAAGGGGAGUGUGUGGACAAUGACUCACAUAUUGGUUCUGGAGAUACUGAUUUAGGACAAAGCAUCGGCGGAAAUGUCAAUUCUGUAAAUCAAGGAUCUGAGAGUAAAACUAAAACCCAAAGGCGAAAGGCAAAUAAGAAGAAGAAUAAGAGAAAGAGGAGAGGUCCUUUGCCAAAUGUGACAGAUGUAAACAGUUUUGUGCUGGAUACGUGUAGACAUUUAAAAGAGAAAAAGUCCUACAUGGUAUAUACUGCUGUAGGCUGUCUUGGUGUUUCUGCACUUAGUGAUCUUGUCAAUGAGGUGUAUGCAAUUCAGUCUUGUGGAGGGCAGAUGACUGCUGAUAGCAGACGUUUACGCACAGGUGGUGGAAUACUAUGGAACAUCAUUAAAGCGCGAGAACCCAUGGCUUACAAAGAGAUAAUGAAAAAAGCAAAGGAAUUUGAGAAGCAAUUUAGGCAACAAACUAUCAGAAAAGCACCAGAGCAAAGAAAAAAUGGAUCCCCUGAAAAAAAUCUCUGUGCAGUUGCUGAUAAGACGACAGUUAAUGCUCCAUAUGCUUCUGAGCAGAUUUAUCAAGAUCAAUGUGAACCAUAUAGUAGUGAGGAAAAGCGUAAAUCUGUUCAUGACAGGAUCAGAGCACCUGUUUCGUAUGAUGACCUUUUCGUGGAGGAUCCAAAAACUGAUUGAAGUUGCCUUCAAUUUUAUUUACACGGAAGUGUGAUACAAGAACAAUUUUGCUUUCUUCUUUAUUCCGAUGGAUACAACUGAUGGGCAAUAUUAAGGAAUGGUUUUGCAAUUGGAGAAUUUGUUUUGAUGCAUUCAAGGUUUGACUUCUUGUCACACAAUUUUUCAUUGCAAUAUCUCUCUGGGGAAUAUUUGACUGCAUUAAACUUAUAAACAUCAUAGAAUACACAAAGAUUGCGGCAUUGCCCAGAGUUUGUUUCGUUUUGAAAUUAAUUAUAAUGCUCAUCCCUCACCUUCUGAA